AUGGCUGAGAGAAAAUUUGAGCUUAGAGGGUGGGAGUUCAAUGAUAUUAAUGCUGAUGCUUCUGCUGAUACAAAUGUGCUCGGUUUAAUAUGGAAUAAAAAAUCUGACACUCUAAGAAUAAAUACUGCUCAUAGAUUGUUUGAUCCUCUUGGUAUAUGUUGUCCUGUUAUCCUUAUCCCUAAGUUAUUACUUCAAGAAACUUGGAAGCAGAAGAUAACAUGGGAUGAAGAAGUUGAUACCUGUACGAGAACUACAUUUUUAAAAUGGUUGAAAGAUAUUGACUAUCUGGAAAAGAUCCAUUUUCCAAGAUAUUUUGGUUCAAGGAGUACGAGUGAAAAUACUUCAGUACAUAUUUUCUGUGAUGCCAGUAAGCAUGCUUAUGCCGUGGCUGCUUUCAUUCGUAUAAAAACUUUUGAUUCUACUAAAGUACAACUGAUACAAGCCAGGAGUAGAGUUACACCAACUGGAAAAGAAGAAACUACUAUCGCGAGAUUGGAAUUACUUGCAGCUACUAUAGCGUCUCGCCUUUCGUCCUCAAUUUUGUCUGAGAUACAGAGUGAAGAAGUUUACUUCUGGACUGAUUCUUCUACUGUUUUAGCAUGGAUAACGAGAGAAGAAGCCUGGAGUGUAUUUGUCCAGAAUAGGGUGAAGGAAAUAAGAAGACUAACAAAUAAAGAUUCUUGGAGACAUAUUCCUGGUUGCAUGAAUCCAGCUGAUCUUCCGAGUAGAGGUUGUUCAGCUCUCUCCUUAUUGAAAUCUCAGUGGUGGUUAGGUCCAAGUUGGCUUUACUUGCCUGAAGAAGAUUGGCCUAAAGGUGACUUAAAUUUAGAUGAGACUGAGAUUGUUAGAGAAAAGAAAAAGAGCAUAGUUUUCUUCUGUAACUAA
Stegodyphus dumicola is the source of this 885-nucleotide messenger RNA. RefSeq lists its product as uncharacterized. Lineage: Eukaryota; Metazoa; Arthropoda; Arachnida; Araneae; Eresidae. The record is from RefSeq and is a predicted model, not a curated record.